AUGGGGUGGCUGCCACUCCUGCUGCUUCUGAUAUGGUUCUCAGGGGCCCCUGGGCAGCGCUCGCCCUUGAAUGACUUCCAGGUGCUUCGGGGUACGGAGCUGCAACACCUGCUACACUCAGUGGGGCCCAGGACUUGGCAAGAAGAUGUGGCAAAUGCUGAGGAAUGUGCAGGCCGCUGUGGGCCCCUCCUGGACUGCAGGGCCUUCCACUACAACUUAAGCAGCCAUGGUUGCCAGUUGCUGCCAUGGACCCAGCACUCACCUCAUACACGACUGCAGCGUUCUGGGCGCUGUGACCUCUUUCAAAAGAAAAACUAUGUUCGCACCUGCAUCGUGGACAACGGGGUCGAGUACCGGGGAACUGUGGCCAUCACCGUGGGUGGCUUACCCUGCCAGCGCUGGAGCCACAGGUUUCCCAAUGACCACAAGUUCACACCCACACUCCGGAACGGCUUGGAGGAGAACUUCUGCCGCAACCCGGACAGGGACCCUGGAGGUCCCUGGUGCUAUACAACCGACCCUGCCGUGCGCUUCCAAAGCUGCGGCAUAAAGUCCUGCCGGGAGGCCGCUUGCCUUUGGUGCAAUGGUGAGGAUUACCGCGGCUCGGUGGACCGCACCGAGUCAGGACGCGAAUGUCAACGCUGGGACCUGCAGCACCCGCAUCCACACCCCUUCGAGCCGGGCAAGUUUCUGGACAAAAAUCUGGACGACAACUAUUGCCGAAAUCCGGACGGCUCGGAGAGGCCCUGGUGCUAUACAACUGACCCGCAGAUGGAGAGAGAGUUCUGCGACCUCCCCCGCUGCGGGUCCGAGGCACAGCCGAGCCAGGAAGCCACGACGCUCAACUGCUUCCGCGGGAAAGGCGAGGGCUACCGGGGCACAGUCAACACCACGGCCGCGGGCGUGCCCUGCCAGCGUUGGGAUGCACAGCUCCCACAUCAGCAUCACUUUGCGCCUGAAAAGUAUGCGUGCAAGGACCUCCGGGAGAACUUCUGUCGAAACCCCGACGGAUCGGAGGCGCCCUGGUGCUUCACAUCGCGGCCUGGCAUGCGCAUGGCCUUCUGUUACCAGAUCCGGCGCUGCACCGACGACGUGCGGCCCGAGGACUGCUACCAUGGCGCGGGGGAACUGUACCGCGGCUCUGUUAGCAAGACCCGAAAGGGCAUUCGGUGUCAGAACUGGUCGGCUGAGACGCCGCACAAGCCGCAGUUCAAGCAUACUUCUGCCCCACACGCGCCCCUGGAGGAGAACUUCUGCCGGAACCCAGAUGGGGAUAGUCACGGGCCCUGGUGCUACACCAUGGACCCGGGGACUCCAUUCGACUACUGUGCGCUGCGGCGCUGUGGCCCCUCUGCACCCCCCAGGUCCAUCCAGUCGGGGGUCUCAUCCAGCACACUCUGUCCCCCAGACCAGGUGCUGUUUGAUAAAUGUGGCAAGAGAGUGACUCGAGUGGACCCGUGGCGCUCCAAGCUGCGUGUGGUUGGGGGCCAGCCUGGGAACUCACCCUGGACAGUCAGCUUGCGCAACCGGCAGGGCCAGCACUUCUGCGGAGGCUCUCUAGUGAAGGAGCAGUGGGUUCUGACUGCCCGGCAGUGCUUCUCCUCCUGCCAUAUGUCUCUCGUGGGCUAUGAGGUGUGGCUGGGCACCCUGUUCCAGGACCCACAGCCCGGGGAGCCAGACCUGCAGCGCAUCCCAAUGGCCAAGAUGGUCUGUGGGCCCUCUGGUUCCCAGCUUGUUCUGCUCAAGUUAGAGAGACCCGUGAUCCUGAACCAGCGUGUGGCCCUGAUCUGCCUGCCCCCUGAGCGGUAUGUGGUGCCUCCAGGCACCAGUUGUGAGAUUGCAGGCUGGGGUGAGACCAAAGGUACAGGGGACGACACGGUCCUAAAUGUGGCCCUUCUGAAUGUCAUCUCCAACCAAGAAUGUAAUGUCAAGCACCGAGGACGCGUACGGGAGAGUGAGAUGUGCACUGCAGGACUGCUGGCCCCUGUGGGAGCCUGUGAGGGUGACUACGGGGGCCCACUUGCCUGCUUUACUCAUGACUGCUGGGUCCUGCAGGGAAUUAUAAUCCCCAACCGAGUGUGCGCACGGCCCCGCUGGCCAGCCAUCUUCAUGCGUGUCUCUGUGUUUGUGGACUGGAUUCACAAGGUCAUGAGGCUGGGCUAG
Rangifer tarandus platyrhynchus (Svalbard reindeer) is the source of this 2163-nucleotide messenger RNA. The record is from the annotation of a GenBank genome assembly. NCBI's taxonomy places the organism in Eukaryota, Metazoa, Chordata, Mammalia, Artiodactyla, Cervidae.